UCAACUACAACUAGGUAUCGCUUCUCGUCUCGCUUCUUUUCUUGGGUUUUCUUGAUGUUUUUAUUUCUUUUUCUAAUUUGAAUAAUGAAUUAAAGUCAGUUAUGCACUGCCCUUUGGGAACUGCAGCGGUGAAUUUAUAGUAUUUUAUUGCAUUCACCGAAUGAAUAUCCUUUACUUGCGAAUACCUGUUUUUGAGGCCUUGGAAUAAUGCUCGACGAAGAAGGCGAUGUUCCCGCACCGUCCAAAAAGAAACUCGACAAAAACCAGCCAGCCGAAAACGUGACCGUGUCCGUGGAUGGAAAAAAGUCCGAUAAAAGUGACACUGAGGACCCCAAACCACGAAUUGUCCUUACUUUUCGAUCUGAUAAGUCUGGUUCAAAGAACAGCAAUAUGAAAAUCGUAUCCAGCGAGGACAAGCACGAAGAGUUUUCCCCACGUCGAUCAAGUAGGACGCGCAGCAAGUGGGAGUGGACAGAAGACGCCGAAUCUUCAGUUUCACCCAAAAAAGACAAAAGCCUCUGUGUUUCAGAAAACGAGGAAGUUUCCGACAGUUCUAUUCCAAAGAGGUCAUCGAGACGUCGAAGUAAAGACUCCGCGGAUAAUGUUUUAGCCAAUGCUAUAGCCAGAAAAGAGAAAUACAAUGAGACUGUGCCUACGCAGAGGUUGUCUCGGCGUAUAAAGCCUACUGCUAAAAUACUGGCAAAUGAAGAGCUGAGAAUAGGUUUGGAGAGUCAGAACAAUGCUAGGCUAGGUAUAACUGCCGAGGAAGGAGUGCGUACUAGGAGAUCAGCUAGGCCGGUUUUCUUGAGUCUUGACAUAAAGGAUAAAACUACAAAGACUGUGAAAGUGGAUAUCUCAGGAGAUUGCGAUGAUAGUGAGAUGAAGCUGAAGCAUCUGUGUGAGCUGGGACUGAAGGCCAAAGACACUGAGGCCGUGGAAGAAGAGGGUGAUGGAGAAAACAGAGAAUCAGAAAAUGAGUGCGAAGUUCUGGAUGAGGAUGAAGAAAUUGAUGAUGACUCUGAAGUCAUCAGCAAACUGUUGGAGGCUGACGACGAAACUAUUUCUGAAGGGAGUGAUGAAGACUUCUCAUGUUCCGAUGAAGCAUCGCAGACAGAGAAAGCGCCACGUACCAGAAGGUCUACACGGCUCACUUCAUCUUAUGGCAAUGAUGAGAGUGAAGAAUCGUCAAUGGUUCAAGACGAUGACAAGACACAACCCCGUCGUUCAUCUCGUCGCUCCACCAGGCACUACUAUGAUGAGGAGAAUCUCCCAGAGAAUGACCCUGAACAUGUACCACGUCGUAAAAAAACACGAUUACGAGCCGAAGAAACACAGCCGGAGGUUGUUCAAGAAGACAGUAAUCCAGCGGGCGGUGAGGAAUCCGAAGCGGCUUGUCCAGAAGAGGACAGCGCUAUAGUGGCCACCUGUUUCUGUGAGGCAACGAGCAACGUGUACGCAGCCCCGGAUGAACUGACUGAGCCGGUGUUCUGCCAGGCGAUCGAGAGCGUGGACGGCAUCCGCGUGGGCUGCUCGCACGCGUGCCGGCGCGAGGGCGGAGCGCCCGGCGCGCCCGCGGCGCUGCUGCGCGCCGGCCCGCGCGCGCCCUACGUGCUGCUGUGCGCGGCGCACGCGCAGCUGCUGCGAGCUCACAUGUGCUGUCCGGCGUGCGGCGUCUUCUGCACGCAGGGCGUCUUCUACCAAUGCUCGGAGAAUCACCUGUUCCACUUAGAAUGUGGUCUCCCAUACAACGAGAACAAGUCCACCCCGGGCUGCCCCCACUGUGGGGUCCGUUCCUACCGAUGGACCCCUGCCAACCAGCGGUGUGUCAGCGUCCGUGUUCAUAUGCAGUGUUCGAAUAAAAGGAUAUAUUUACCAGAACAGAGACAGCAAUGCACACCAGCAUACCUCUGCUUCUCAUCACUAUCUGAAAAACGAGUGACGUUAGACCCCAUCAUACCUGAGGACCUUCUUCCGGAGACUCCAUUGGACCUUGGACUGCUCGAGGUGAAGGCAGAAGGAGGACAAAAUGAUGCUGAGCUGCUCAGGGAUUUGAAGGACGCUAUUGUUAGCGGGGAGUCUGCGGAACAGCUUAUCAAGAAAAUCGCCGUGAUCCACAAUAUAAACCAGCCCGUGGACGAGCAGCAGUCGUCGGCCGCGCACGUGGCGGCGCGGCGCGGGGCCGUGUGCGCGCUGUACGCGCUGCGCUGCGCCGGCGCAGAUCUCGACGCCUGCGACCGCGGCGGGAGGACGCCGCUCAUGGUCGCUGUUCAAGCUCUUUUGGCUAAAGAUGGCCCCACGAAGUCUAAACUCCUCAACAAUGAGACAAUGGAGGAUAUGGAAGUCGACGGACAAGAGAUUAAAGGAGAGAACACGAGCAAGGAGGAUGAGAAUGAGAUAUUGAAUGACACGAGUAAUGAAGAAGAGAAAAUAAAAGAAGAAACUGAAAUAUUAAAUAAUUUGAGUGAUCAAGAAGAUGUGGUAAAGGAAACAAGCAAGGAAGAACACAAAGAGUUAGAAGGUGACAAAAAAGAGAUAAAUGAAGACGAUAUUAAGGAAGAAGCCACAAGUCAAGAAGAGAUAGAUAUAAAAGAAGAGAUCUUAGAAAUAAGAGAAGAAGAGAUAAAAGAUAUGUCGAGUUCGGGUGAGAAUGAGACAGAUAGUGGAGUGGAUGAAGAGGAGCUGUUCAAAGUGAUUCGCUUUUUGCUUGCCGUCAGAUGUGACGUAGAUUUUCCUGGCCCUGAAGGUAUGACGGCUCUGCACAUGUGCUCGUCGCAGGGCGGGCGGCGCGCGGAGGCGGUCGCGCGGGAGCUGCUGGCGGCGGGGGCGCGCGCGGGGGCGCGGGACCGGGGGGGCUGGACGCCGCUCGUGUGGGCCGCCGAGCACGGCCACGCCGGGAUACUCAGGUUGCUUCUACAAAAUGGCGCCGACGCGACGGCCACAGACAAGGAAGGCAACGGCGUCGUACACUGGUGUUGUCUCGGCGGGCACGGCCAGUGCUUGCAGCAGCUCGCCGACUCAGCGCCAUCUGUCGUCGAGCAGGCCAACCAGCAUCGCGACACGCCCCUGCACAUUGCGGCUCGACAUGGCCACUACUCGUGCGUUGUUAUACUUCUGGCGAGAGGAGCAAGGACCGAAGUGACGAACUGUGUUGGCGAGACGCCAUUGGACGUUUGCGGCCACCACGACUCGUGUCGGCGCGCGAUCUCCCUCAACAUUCAGAUGGCGGCCAUUACCGGCGCGAGUAAACACAGGCUGCUUUGCAAUGACAUAUCCCGCGGGCGGGAGCACUACCCCUUGCCGUGCGUGAACGAGAUAGACGACGCCCCGGCGCCGGACGACUUCACGUACGUCACGGCGAACGUCAUGUCCGAGAAUAUAGUCGUUGAUAACACUAUAUCCACUUUGCAGGGUUGCAAAUGCAAGGACUCGUGCGAGGACAGUUCGUGCAGUUGCUGCGUUCUCGGCGUGAGGAGGUGGUACCGGCACGGGAAGUUACUGCCCGACUUCCUGUACCACGACCCGCCGAUGUUGUUCGAGUGCAACUGUACCUGUCAGUGCAAUGUGAAAGAAUGCGCCAACACGGUGGUGAGCCGACUGGCCGCCAUGGGCUCGCUGGGCGUCCGCGCGGCCGUGUUCCGGCGCGCGGCGCUGGGCUGGGGGCUGCGCGCGCGCACGCGGGUGGCGCGCGGCGCGCCGGUGGCGCUGUACUGCGGGGAGCUGCUGGCGGCCGCGGCGGCCGACACGCGCGCCAACGACCACUACAUGUUCGCGCUAGAUGUCAAGCCGGACUUGUUGGAGCAAUGCUCCGAGAAGACGGUCCUCUGCGUUGACGCAGCCCGCUACGGAAGUGCAGCUCGGUUCAUCAACCACAGCUGUAAACCCAACCUCACACCGGUGAGGGUCUACACCAGCACCAGAGACCUGAGACUGCCCACUGUGGCUCUCUUCGCCUGCACUGACAUACAGCCAGGAGAAGAGCUCACAUUUGAUUAUGGCGAUAAAUUUUGGUCAGUGAAAUCGAAGUGGAUGAAAUGUGAAUGCGGGACUCCGGAAUGCAGAUAUCCCGAGGUCAAGGAAGAAGAUGAAUCUUAGCUUUAAUAUAAUGUUGCUAUGGACUAUCUAAAUAUUACCUGUAAAUAGUAUUAAUCUUGUAUAAUUUAUUGUAAUCCUUUUUAUUAUAAAUCAAUC
This is a messenger RNA of Amyelois transitella, 4188 nucleotides long. It is a transcript of the gene G9a, whose product is annotated as histone-lysine N-methyltransferase EHMT2. NCBI's taxonomy places the organism in Eukaryota, Metazoa, Arthropoda, Insecta, Lepidoptera, Pyralidae. Gene Ontology annotation, cellular component: nucleus. The coding region runs from base 208 to 4092 and encodes 1294 amino acids. The transcript has 19 exons. The record is from RefSeq and is a predicted model, not a curated record. Gene Ontology annotation, molecular function: protein-lysine N-methyltransferase activity; histone methyltransferase activity; p53 binding.